Molecule: messenger RNA, 1130 nt
Organism: Argiope bruennichi
Lineage: Eukaryota; Metazoa; Arthropoda; Arachnida; Araneae; Araneidae
Product: MAPK regulated corepressor interacting protein 2-like
Exons: 6
Coding region: 307-735 (142 amino acids)
Source: RefSeq, a predicted model, not a curated record
UGUGAAAAAAGGUAAAUUUUAGAAAUUUCAAGCAACUGGAAAUCAAAGAUUAUAUUAAUGGAUUUUUAAAAAGAUAUUGUUUAAUAAAGUACAUACGAAAUACGGCACUGAUUUUCAUUAAAGGUGUUAAUUUUUUUUGGCUGUGGGCAAGCGCAGAUGUGCAUGAAAGUUUGUUACUCCUGUUUCUAAGCGCAAGAAGAAAACAGUGAAAUAUUAAAUAUGUUUUAACUUAGUCCAUGCUUCGUGCAAGUAAGGUCGCAUUCACGGUGAUCCAUGCAUGCUAGUUUCAAUUAAGGAGGAAAAAAUAUGUAUACUAUUUCUAAUAGACCGUACAAAUUAAUAGCUAAUACAAGACGAGGCAUUGCACAAAAAGUUGAUCCACUUGAAACUUCGACUAAUAAUCGCGAAUUCGUAAAAUGUGGAAAUCACACUGAUAUGAAUUUGCCAAAGCCUGUUUUCAGUCAUCAAGUGAAUGGUAAGAAAACACAAAUUCAGAAAGUCAAACAAGAAAAUUUUCCCCCACAAUAUGAUGAAUUAAUCAAAUAUAUUCAAGAUACAUGGACUGGUGUAGUGAAGGAGUAUGAUACAUCAAAACAAUCACCUGAUAACAAAGUGCCUAAAGUUGUCUUCUAUCAAGACACCAGUUCAAGUUCGCAUCUUGCUAACUUUAAACCAUUUGAUCUGGAGUCAUUUUGGGGUGAAAGAUUUCUUCGAAAGAUUAAACUAACUUCAUAAGUAAUAAAAUUGUAGUCAAUUGAAAGACAGUACUAGUGAGAUAGUGUGAAUUUGUUGUGAAUUUAGAAGAAAUAUAAAUUAAAGGAGUGCAAUGAAAUGUUUCGCAUUCCACCUCAACCUGCUCCCAGUGAACAUUGCAUCAUGGGGAAACUGUAGUUCCAUAAUUCCUUCACGCUGUUUUAGGCUUGGUGGACAAGCAUCGAACAUUUAUUUCCAUUAUUCAUCCAAACAUUAAAACAGACUGGUUUAUCUUUUCAUUGGAAGCCUACUCUUCCUUUAGCCAAUUUGUUUCAGUUUGCAUUUUGUACAAUUAUUUUACAAAAGUGUAGGAAAUAAAACUGUGAUUUUUAUGAAGGAAAUGCAUUGCAAUCUCAGCAAUAAAAUUAUAAAUGACA